Messenger RNA from Astrephomene gubernaculifera, 3553 nucleotides. NCBI's taxonomy places the organism in Eukaryota, Viridiplantae, Chlorophyta, Chlorophyceae, Chlamydomonadales, Astrephomenaceae. The record is from the annotation of a GenBank genome assembly.
GCUGCUUCCAUCGUAGGUUAGGAAACCGUCAGAGCUCUCUCUCCCGUUAUUGAGCGUGUGUGUCCUCCCUUUGCAACUUGCAACAUAUCUCCACGGUAAAUAUUGUGACUUUGUGAGCACUUUGACUUGACAGCUUACGUCACGAGUAAAUUGCUUUGGUUGCAAAUUCCCACUUUACCUUGCUUUGGUAGUUAGGUACAGGGCAGCGCACUCGGCUAACGCAAGGCCUCAGCGUCAGGCGUGUUUUUUGGGGACAACAUAUUGUUAAACAUCUUCAAAUGCGCAUGUUAGAGCCUGGCUUGAGGAUCGCGACCGAAGGCAAUUAAUUUGCUUUCAGCAAUACCACUGAUGGACAACGGCGCCUUCCAUAUCCUGGGCGCUUGGGCUUCUCUGCACUCACACGUAUUUGCAAGAGCCCAGCAGCCCCGGGGGCAACCUCAGCGAGUAUUCGCCAAGGCAGCUGUCGAGGCACCUCCACAGCCAGCUCCGUCGAAGCCGCAACCAGUCAUCCACAAUUCAAAGGCGGCUUGUAUGCGGGGCUGCGCCCCAAUCUUUCCACCAACCGACGCAUCGAAGGGAACCAUCGACUGGACGCGAUGCGUAAAUAAGGCCGCCAGCAACGGCAGUAGCGACGAGGCAGAAGUGCGGAGCUUGCAACCUGUCAAGCCUGCAAAGCAUGCUUAUGUAAGUACUCCGCAGCUGGUUGGCACGCAGCAGGGAGUGCCUCCCGAGCUGCCGACAGUUGCGGAGGUGCUCCGGACGGCCAAAACCUUCCUCCAGCCCACGCAUGCUGUGGAGCGGCAGUUCUAUGCGGAUUGCUACCGCGCCUGCCAGGCCAUGCCUAGCGCCGCCGCCGCCGCAGCAGCGGCAGUCAGCAAUGAGGGGCCGCCGCAGCUGCCGUACCUGAGUUCCGUACCCGAGGUGGCUCUCCGCCUCAGCUGCCUGGGCCACCGAGUGGUGGUGCGCAGGGUGGUUGACUCGCGGCAGUACUGGUCAAAGUCCAUGACUAAUACCUUUUGUUACUCCGUACUGCCCGGUACGGGAAUCGGUUACGUGCUGGAUCCAGGAUUCAAGGAGCACUUCCGGGCUGGAUGCAUGUCGGACAGGUUUAGGGACAUCUGGGAGUGCCUGCCGCCGCUGUUCGUGGGGCCGCCCGCGCGGCUGGUGCAGCUGGUGCAGAUGCUGUGCGCGGAGCUGCAGGCCUCCUUCGAGGCGGCGGACCGCCAGCUGCCGCCCUGGCGCACCUUCGCGGCAACCAUCAACCGCUGGAUGUCCCCCGUGUUCCGGGACCUACCCGUGCCGCAGCGACGCAGCAGCGGUGGUGGUAACGGUCAUCACCGUAGCUGCACUGCAGCCGCAGGUGUGGCUGCGGCGGCUGCCGUGAUGUCAACGCCGUCAAGUGCGUGCUGCUCCUCGUCGUCGUCGUCCUCAUCCUCGGUGCAAACCUCGCCGUCGGGCAGCCAUGCAACCAGUAGCAGUGGCAGCACCAGCGGCAGCAAUGGUAGUGCAAGCGGUGGUGGUAGCAGUAGCGCCAGUGCAAGCGGCGGCGACAGUAGCAGCAGUUCAAGCAGUAGCGGCGGCGGUAGCGGCGUCGUGGGUGUUAUUCCGGCGGCUGAAGCGCAGGCGUUCCUGCGUGCAUGUGAGGAGCUGGUAGCGGGCACUGCCAGCGCUAAGCCGAAAGGCGCGGCUGCGGCCACAGGGGCCACUGCUGCUUCGACUGUAACGGCUGCAGCUGCUACUGUUCCAACAGCGUCUCAGCCUACAUUUGCUGCUGCCACUGCUGCUUGUGCUGCUGUCGCAACGGUUUCCACCGCAGGGGCUUCACCUGGGCCAGCAAUCCCAGCAGCGCCUUCUCAUGUAGGCGCACCUACAGUGUCCACAGCCGUUGAACACAUGGUUCAAUGCCCAGGACCGUCCGGACUGGUUCCUGCUCGCACGAGGGGCAUGCAUGUCGCUCAUGUAACACCGCAACUGCUGGUGCUGCGCCAACCCGGACUGCGGCCCUUGCAACCACCGCACCAGCUCCACAACCACCACCAGGACUCCUCUCAUGACGGCGCCCGCGGCCCGCAUGGCCGCAACCCCCAUGAGGGCGGCGGAGUGCAGGCUCAGCGUGGACCCUCCGGCGCUGCUGGUGGGGGUGGGGUUGGAGCACCGCUUGCAGCUACGGGGCAGCGGCCGCGGCCAGUGCCAGCGCGCACGUUCAUAGGAUUCCAGCCCUUACCCGCAAAGACAGCAGGCGCAGCAGCGGUAGAAGGAAGUGUGACGGGGCCAGCACAUCCGUUCGGCGCGUCAGGAAUGGCAUGGGGCUGCAUGGCUGACGUGAAGGCAACAGUUCCUGCGCAGGCUGCAGAAGAUCAACCUGCGGAUGCUGGUUCAGAAUGCGAUUCACAGCAUUGGAGGACGGAGGAUAUAGGGUGCAGUAACCUGCAGCAAGUGUCUUCAGGCGCAUCCUGCACGACACGGCGACCCGUGGGCCUGCUCUCCCAGUCGUUGCGUCCUCAUAUGCCGUUAAUGUUACAACAGCCUUAGGCUUAGAUCAAGCAUGAGGAGCUCGAGCCUUAGCAGGCGGCCGGCUUAGGUCAUUAAGCGAGCGAGAAGGACGGGAGGGUUGCUGUUUUCCCCGUCCUCUGCCGCUCUAUGAACGUUCUUUCCUUCACUGCCAAAGGCUAUUUGCACACUGCCAAAGGGACUUUGUCAUCUGCCGGACCCGUGGGUUGGGGCUAUGGGGUUUUGACCAUUCUGAAACUGACUACAACUGUUUGUUAAGAGGGGUCGACUGCGCUUAGGAACGCGUGAAUGGCACGUGCCGCGUCUCACCCCGUGUAUGUGGAUUAACGGUAUCGGUAUCAUCCACGGUUGCAUGGCGACUCCAUUACCCCUGGUGGUCUUAAAGGUAGCUCAGCCCCCCAACGCGCGUUUCCAUUUGGUUCCCCUCUUAUCGUCAUAUAGCACCUAAAGAGUUCCUGAAAUGCCUUGCGAUUUUGCAUCAGCUGUUUUGUCCCUGACGCCCACGCAUACACUGCGGUGCCUUAUCGAAGGUUGUAGUUGCGUCCGGCACGAAUAUGGUAGAGCUGAGGAGUGUUGUUGAUGUGCAGGUUAGCAGCAGAUAAUGGAUACGCCCUCUCCUAAUUCUGUUUAACUCCUAGCAGCUGUGUAUCCUCUGCAGUAUGCGGGUUCGUUUAUUGGCGUGGUGGGCCUGGAGCAGCUCGAGUGGGUGAAUGUGUUUUUGAAGGCAGCUUGUACGGCAUGAAGGAGUCUCCACGUUGCAACGUGGGCUCUCUGCAGCGGGGUGAAACGCGCAAGGAGGUGGGAACGGAAGUCUGCUUCUCUUGUUUGGCUGGUGCGGCCGAAACGUGGGCUUACCUGCUGACAUGCAAUGUGUCUAUAUUGCUGCGCGGUUGUCAACGUCCUUACGUUCGUACGAAUGAAAGCAAAUCGAAGAAGAUGCCGGUGAUGCAAGGUGAAGGAAACGAUAUCCGACCGUUGGGUGAGUUCUUAGAUAGCAGCAGAGUAGGUGCCAUGGCUUGGUGCAGCUUUGUAUAGAUCCGAG